UUCUCGCCGCGUCAGCACUCCCGCGUCUCGCACGCGAAUGCUGUCAGAGCACCCCCUUGCCACGCCCAGUCCGAUCUGGCGGGGGUCCACGAUACGCGCACAUAGUAGUGCAGCUGCUGCGGAGACGCCAGGCGAUGACAGCAGCGCGGCAGCCGUCGGCAGUGGGCCCAUCGUACCCCCCACCGACCCCGCAGCAGCUUCGCCAGAAAAGACCCGAUUGCAGAAAGCUCGAGAAUUCGCGAAUCGGGUUGUAUUCGGCCUCAUUCUCGGCUUGGGCGGUGCCGUUGUCAUUUUGUAUGGGAACCUCGCCAUGCUGGCCACGGCGCUGUUUGUGACGUACCAAGCGUCUCGGGAGUACUUUGGCUUCAUGACGUCAAAGCAGAUGUCGAAGGGCAUGCCGCCCCCGCCGCGGGUAGUCAGCGUGGCGACAACGGUCAUGUGCAUGGGCAUGACUGUGUUCAGCCACUUCUACCGCGGCAAGAUCGGGACCCUGCUCGCGGUGGCGUCCUUCGCGCUGCUGGUAUUGCAAGUGGUGGCCAACAAGCGGCCAAAGUUCGCGCAGCUGGCGUCGUCCUUGUUCGGCCUCUUCUACUGCGGAUGGCUACCAAGCUUCUGGCUCAAACUGCGGAACUUGGCGUUGCCGGCGCCCGAUACCCCAGCGGCGGCCUUCCUGACCGGCAUCACUGGCUGGCCCACCACGGUGGGCCUGGUGGCCGUGCUCACGGCCGUGGCGGUCAUCAUCGCCGCGGACACGGGAGCCUACUUCGUGGGCAAGAGCCUGGGCCGCACCAAGCUUACAGACAUCAGCCCCAAGAAGACGGUGGAGGGCGCGGCGGGCGGACUGGCGGCGGCGGUGGCCACGGCGUUGGGCUCGUGGGCGCUAUUCGGGUGGCCGGGCUCGCCGUUGGCGGCUGUGGUGCUCGGGGUCAUGGUGUUCUUCAGCAGCCUGUUCGGCGACUUGAUCGAAUCCAUCAUGAAGCGCGACGCGGGCAUGAAGGACUCGGGCGACCUCAUCCCCGGCCACGGCGGCCUGCUGGACCGCUUCGACUCGUACAUUUUCUCCGGCGCCGUCACCUACUUCUUCUCCGUGUUCGUGCUGCCCUUCCUCAAUGUGCUCUACGGCCCGGGCGGCCUCUCGGCGGCCAUCACCGCGGGCCUGGCGCCGCUGGGCGCGUGAGGCGCUCUCGCGCGGCGCGCUUGACGCAGCGCAGCGGUGCAGCGCAUGGUACUGUUGGGUGCGCGGCACUCGGCUCGGGAGCAGCCGGGCGGGGCAUGGAGGUGGAGCUGGUGGACGCUGCUGUCAGUGGCCGGUGGCGGGGGAGCAGCGGCAGGGGCACAGGGGCAUGUUGGAGGCUGGGCUACGAGCCGGCGCCUUCGGGGCCGCAGUGCGCGAGCGGGCGGCUGGGCGUCGACAUGGCUUUGGCGAUGCUGGCAGGAUGCGAGGAGCGAGCACUGUCAGGACCGGGGAUGGGGAGGGAUCAAGCAUGCCCCUGUUAGGCUGCAUCAUGAUUAGCGUACCACAGCGAGCUGUUGAGCAGAGCACGUGGCGCCUGGAGGCACGACGUCUCGGACCGGCGUAAUGUUCAAGCGGGCACCGGUAACUGUAGCCUUCCUUAUGCCGGUUUGCUCUUACAUUAAGCCUUGGCUCGGACCCCAGGACAUGCAUUCAGGGCGCCGCGCAUGUUAGGUGGGCAUAUGACAGAUAGCGUCAGGCGGAUGUGCAAGGUUCCAGCAUUAUAGGCCGAGCGGGUAGAGCGGAUGCCGGUGAGAUGAGCUGCUGUUUGACGUCUUGUUGGCUAUAUGCUCCUGGCAUGGUAUGGGAUCGGUUGUGGUCAGUUUUGACUAGGUGCCUAGACAUGGGGGCAAUGCCUGACUCCUUGUUGGGAGUGAGAGUGAAGGCGAGGGUGACAUAUCGCGCGUUCCUGGGUUUCUUUAUGUGCGUGUGGAACACUUGGUUACUCGGGCAUAUGGAUGUAGGUUCGGCGUGAAUGAAUAGGGACGCUGUCCAGCAAUCGGGCAAGUGUUGGGAGAGCCAGCGCUGCUUGAGCCUGUGCGUGAAGACAUGUUGCGGCUGCUGCUGAGGGAUGGAUAUCAGGAACGGCACUCCCGUUCCGGUCCGCCGGCUGAGAACUGUAUGUACCGUGUCUAGGUGAGGUGGGCCAACGCGACACGAGCAGGGAUGUGCGGCAAGCGAUGGGGCGCGGCGCGUUGGGCACGGCGUGAGUGGUCAGGCGCGUCAUCUGAGCCAGGCUGGUUGCUGCAGGCCGUGUGGACGUAGCAAGGUCAUGUAAAGCAAUCGGCUG
Molecule: messenger RNA, 2303 nt
Organism: Chlamydomonas reinhardtii
Lineage: Eukaryota; Viridiplantae; Chlorophyta; Chlorophyceae; Chlamydomonadales; Chlamydomonadaceae
Exons: 5
Coding region: 38-1177 (379 amino acids)
Cellular component (GO): membrane
Molecular function (GO): transferase activity, transferring phosphorus-containing groups
Source: RefSeq, a predicted model, not a curated record